AUGGAAUCUUUGCCAGUAACCAGUGUUUUGCCUGAUAUGAUCGCUGAACUGGAGAAUAAAGCCAUUACCAUGCGCGAAAUGCUCGCUGAAUUAGAAAAACAGGACUAUAAAACAAUUUUACGAGAAAAAGAAAUAUUAGAAAAAAAGUGUCAGUUCCUAAGAACGGAGCAGAUGAAACGUAAACGUAUUGCAGAGCGGAUGUUGGAUACUAUUCUUGAAAACUGUCCUUACGAUAAAAAAAAAUUAAUGGUGCAGUUUCAGACUACUGGCACUUUUAAACGAAUAUAA
Molecule: messenger RNA, 288 nt
Organism: Dracunculus medinensis (Guinea worm)
Lineage: Eukaryota; Metazoa; Nematoda; Chromadorea; Rhabditida; Dracunculidae
Source: the annotation of a GenBank genome assembly